AUGGGUUUAUUCACAUCCUUAGGCGUUGCUCUUUCGAAAUAUCACCCUGAGAAGCUCAUGGAGCACAUCAAGAUUUUCUGGUCGCGCAUGAACAUGCCCAAGAUGAUUCGUGCCUGCGAGGAAGCCAACCUGUGGCCCGAGUUGGUCUUCUGCUACUAUCACUACGACGAGUUUGACAAUGCUGCUCUUGCGGUUAUUGAGCGCCCGGAGAAUUCCUGGGAUCAUCAGCAAUUCAAGGAAAUCGUGGUGAAAGUGGCCAAUUUGGAGAUCUACUACCGCGCCAUCAAGUUUUACGUGGAGCAGCACCCCUCGCUACUCACUGACUUGCUUGCUGCUUUGACGGCUCGCAUUGACGUCAACCGUGUCGUCAAGAUCUUCCAGAAGAACGACGACCUACCGCUCAUCAAGUCUUUCCUGUUGAACGUUCAGUCGCAGAACAAGCGGGUGGUCAAUGAGGCUGUCAACGAUCUUCUCAUCGAAGAGGAGGACUACAAGACCCUCCGUGACUCGGUACAGAACUUUGACAAUUACGAUGCCGUAGCUCUUGCUGGUCGCUUGGAGAAGCAUGACCUCAUUUUCUUCCGCCAGAUUGCGGCGAACAUCUAUCGCAAGAACAAGCGCUGGGAGAAGUCGAUCGCUCUUUCGAAGCAGGACAAGUUGUAUAAGGAUGCAAUUGAGACUGCCGCAAUGUCGAGCAAGAACGACGUUGUGGACGACCUGUUGCGCUACUUCGUUGACAUUGGUCACCGCGAGUGCUACACUGGCAUGCUAUACGCUUGCAAUGAGCUUAUCCGCCCGGAUCUUGUUCUGGAGCUGUCCUGGCGCCAUGGGUUGAACGACUUUUCCAUGCCGUACAUGAUCAACAUGCUAGCCCAGCAAACCAAGGAGCUUGCCCUGCUCAAGGCUGACAACGAGGCCCGCAAAAACAAAGAGAAGGAGCAAGAGAAGACCGAGGACAACACCCCCAUCCUGGGUGGUGGUCGCCUCAUGAUCACAGCUGGCCCGGGCGGCGCGCCGUCACCUGCACCCUACGGUCAACAGCCCAACGGAUUUGCACCGCAGCCUACAGGCUACGGCUACUAG
Emericellopsis cladophorae is the source of this 1083-nucleotide messenger RNA. Its product is annotated as clathrin heavy chain. Bases 1 to 1083 code for a protein of 360 amino acids. The transcript is spliced from 2 exons. Gene Ontology annotation, biological process: intracellular protein transport; vesicle-mediated transport. Lineage: Eukaryota; Fungi; Ascomycota; Sordariomycetes; Hypocreales; Bionectriaceae. Gene Ontology annotation, molecular function: protein binding. The record is from RefSeq and is a predicted model, not a curated record.